Funneliformis geosporum is the source of this 3165-nucleotide messenger RNA. NCBI's taxonomy places the organism in Eukaryota, Fungi, Glomeromycota, Glomeromycetes, Glomerales, Glomeraceae. The record is from the annotation of a GenBank genome assembly.
AUGCCUGACAAGUAUUUUGGUUUUGGCAAGCAAGCCAAGUUAGGUUUUCAAUUCGUAUCCAGUUUCGAUAAACAAGGAUUUUCGAUUACUGAAGUUAAAACUGGGUCUUACGGUAAACUGAUUAGUAGUUCAGUUCCUAAAAUAAUUAAGCAAUUAGUUGAUGAUGGUCAUAAUGUUAUUAUCGAUGAAGUGGAAUGUGAAUUAUCCCUCAUGGAAGAAAGAGAAAUGUUACGGGGCGACCGCUCUUUGGGUCUUGCUCAUUGUGGGGGACAAUUGUUGGUUAUUCCUAACAAGGAAAAAUUUACUGACAAUUCUGAAAAAUUCGUUCCGGUUGGGACUUUAGCCAAAAUUAGUUUAGACAUUUCAACUGAGGCUGAUCCAGAGUUAGUUAUCAAUUCUCUCAAAGAAAUUCAAUUGCGAGAAUUAGAUGAAGAAUCACUUGAUAAAUUAACUGAAAAAUUUGUUCGUCAUCUUCCAGAUAUUUUAGAAAAGUCCAAAUUAAGUUCGGUCGAGAAGUUGCCUUAUAUGACGAUGAUGCGAGAAAAAUUAAAGGCUAUUGAAAGAAAACUGAGGGGAAAAGAAGGGCACGGAAGUAGCGAAAUGAGUGAAUAUUUGGAACGAUUAGGGAAAGAUCCUUAUCCCGAAUAUGUAAAAAAAGCUGCUUACAAGGAAGCCAAACGCUAUGAAAAAAUGCACCCUAGUUCAAAUGAAGCUUACAUUGUUAUACAAUAUGUCGAUUGUAAGGAAACUAAUGAUUUAAAUCUAGUUCGGCAGAAAUUAGAUGAAAAACAUUAUAACUUAACUAAAGCGAAAGACGAAAUUGUUUGGCAUUUAGCAGCUCAACAACAAGCUGACAAACCUUUAGGAGAGAUUUUGCUUUUAACCGGUCCGGCGGGGGUUGGUAAAAGUUCGUUUGCACUUUCAGUAGCUGAAGCUAUGGGGCGAAAGUUUGGCGAAAUUUCUUUAGGAGGAGCCUAUGAUGUAAAUUUAAUUCAAGGUUUUCGACGUACUUAUGUAGGAUCUAUGCCAGGGCGUUUAGUACAAAUUUUAAAAGAAGAAGGUGUAGUUAAUCCGGUAAUUUUAAUUGAUGAAGUUGACAAAGUGACCCAUGAUAGUCAUCGGGGUAGUCUCCUAGAUGCCUUAUUGGCAGUAUUGGAUAGUGGUCGAAAUAAGAAAUUUGUUGACCAUUAUUUAGAAGUUCCAAUCGAUCUUUCCCAAAUUAUGUUUAUCUGCACUGCUAAUAGUUUAGAUCUACCGCGACCGCUUUUGAAUCGGAUGAAAAUCAUUCCCCUUUCUUCCUAUACUGAAUUAGAAAAAUUCCAAAUUGCUCAAAAAUACUUGAUUCCUAACAAUUUAAAGAAAUUUAAUUUACAAAAGGGCGAAAUCAUUUUUCAAGACCAAGCUGUUAUGGAUAUGAUUAAGUAUUAUACUUGGGAGGCGGGAGUACGUAAACUAAAUAUGGAAAUUCAAACCAUUAUUAAAAAGUUUAGCGAACAAUUUAUUAAAAAAGAGAAAGAAAAAUUAGUGAUCAGUUCCGAGAACUUAAAAGAUUACUUAGGGAAAAGAAAACACGAAUUUACCGAAAAAGAAAAAAGUGCUCAAGUUGAAGGAGAAUUAGAAGUAACGGGUAAUUUAGGGGAUAUUAUGAAAGAGUCGGCUCAAGUGGCAGUUAAUUACAUCAAAUCUAACCAGCAGAAAUUUGGGAUUAAUGCUGAUUUUUUUUCGCAGUAUGGCAUUCAUAUUCAUGUUCCAGAAGGAGCUACUCCCAAAGAGGGACCUAGUGCUGGAAUUGCUUUAACUUCAGCUCUUCUUUCCGCUCUAACUAAGCAAGCUAUCUCUCCUGAUUUAGGAAUGACCGGCGAAAUUACUCUACAUGGUAAAGUUAAAAAAAUCGGUGGCUUAAAAGAAAAAGCGAUUGCGGCUCAUCGGAGUGAAUUAAAAACCAUUGUAAUUCCAAAAGAAAAUGAGAGAGACAUCGAAGAUAUCCCGAAGGAAAUUAAAGAAAUUCCCGAAGAAUCAGCCGCAAAAAACUCCAAAAAGCUAAAAAUUAUUGUGGUAGAAAAUUAUGAAGAAGAUACACCACCUAACAAAUUACAUGCCAAGGAGUUUGCGGAGGGAAUUAAAAGUAAAUUUCACCAGUCAAAAAAUAUUGAAGUAGAAGUUUUGGAUAAAAAACAAAUUGAAAAAAAUAAAAUGGGUUUAUUAUUAGCGGUCAACGCAGGUAGCCACCAUGAGCCAAGAGUAGUUAUUUUGCGCUACUUGGGCGACCAAAAAAAUAAAAAAAAUGUGCUGGGGUUAGUCGGCAAAGGGAUAACUUUUGACAGCGGCGGUUAUGAUUUAAAACCUUCGCAAUAUUUACAGUGUAUGAAGUUUGACAUGUCGGGAGCUGCCGUGGUCUGUGCUUCUUUUCUGGCUCUAAUUCAAAAAAAGCCAAAAAUAAAUGUAGUAGCAGUGGCUUGUUUAACCGAAAACGCGAUUGGUGGACACGCUACUCUUACCGAAUCAGUAGUAACUUCCAUGAGUGGUAAAACGGUAGAAAUUAAUAAUACUGAUGCCGAAGGUCGUUUAGUUUUAGCAGAUGGAAUUACUUACGCUAUCCAAAAGGAAAAAGCCACUAAAAUAAUCACCGUGGCUACUCUAACCGGAGCUUGCGUCCUAGCUCUAGGAGAAAACACAACCGGAAUUAUGACUAAUAAUCAUGAUUUUUACCAGCAAUUUUCCCAAGCUAAAUUGCCACUUUUACCCGAAAAUGCUAAAAAUUUAAAGGAAAACACUACGAUUGCUGACCUUAGUAAUAUCAGUAGCACCCGCUAUAUGGGAGCUUCCAACGGAGCUGCUUUUUUACAAGAAUUUGUAGAAAAAUUGCCUUUUAUUCAUUGUGAUAUUGCCGGAACCGCUUGGAAAACUAAGGCCAAACGGGGAACGGGGGUUAUGAUAAGAACUUUAAUUGAAUUCAUUUUGGGAACUUUUGGAGGAAUUGCUGAAAAAACUGGAAAGUGGACUGACAACGUUCCAGAACAAAUAUGUAAUACUGAAACGGAAACGAAUUACAAGGAUUUAGGAAAGGUUAAGGUUACGGAUGAUGUCUCACCUAAAAAAAAGGAUGAAGUAAAUGAAAAUGAAAUGGAACUUGCCCAAAAAGUGGAAACCAAAACCUCCGCCUGA